Molecule: messenger RNA, 1135 nt
Organism: Temnothorax curvispinosus
Lineage: Eukaryota; Metazoa; Arthropoda; Insecta; Hymenoptera; Formicidae
Product: ankyrin repeat domain-containing protein 40-like
Exons: 3
Coding region: 287-1033 (248 amino acids)
Molecular function (GO): protein binding
Source: RefSeq, a predicted model, not a curated record
CGACGGACUUCGGAGUGGAGUACUGGAGUGAACAGUGAACUUUGUGGAGAUGGAAGAACGGAAUAGACUGAAUAGUGAUAACAGUGAUAACACGAUUCCAACGAUUCUGUAAUCUAGAAUAGAGGAGCCCUCACCGCUCUCAGCCCUAUCGAGCUCGUUUUUCGAGACGGCGCGUUAGAAUCUUGCUGCAUAUUCGGUACUCCAUUUUCGAGUUGCCUCGCUCGGGUGUAAAAUCAUUACAAAUAUGUGACGUACCAUAACGCGGUGCUUGUAAAAACGUUACAAAAUGGAAAGAAUACUCGAAGAGCGUCUGAGGGAAAGGGUUUGCCUCGGCGACGCGGAUGGCGUGCACGAUCUCUUGAAUGUAGGCGUCGACGUAAACGCGCGAGAUGGCAGCGGAUGGACCGCUCUACACUGGGCGUGUAAAGAGGGAUACUUGGAUAUUGUUGCCUUGCUCUUGAAAAAUGGUGCCGAUAAAAAUCUGCGAUCCGAUAUGGGCGACACUCCAGCGUCUGUCUGCAGCAACCAACAGAUUUUGUAUCUUCUAAGCGAUGAUUUCAUGUAUGAUUCGUCGUUACGCGCAGUUACAUUCCCUGCACCAGAUUUUCUGCGCGCUCCUGCAAACUCUUCAAAAGUUAGAAAUAAUAUAUACGACAAAAGCAGACUCGUCACGUCAUUUCAAGACGAAUUGGUACUGAAAAUCCGGGUCGCCAAUACAGCGGAUCCAGAUUUCAUAGAGGUGGAAUUACCGCGAAGCGAGUUGACAUAUCAGGCUCUGUUGUGUCUAUGCUGCAAGGAGUUGGAUCUCAAUUUGCAUCAAAUCCAGAAGCUACGAAAGUUGCCCGAUACCAGAUUGAGAAGAGACAAGGACAUUCAGAGACUCCAGAACUUCCAAGAAAUCGAGGUGGUCGUAGACACGACAAAUGUGUACAAGAGCAUGCAAAAUGCUAACGGUGUCGCCAACAGUUUGCCAACGUUGCCAGCUAAUGGAUAUCAGAGUAUAUCUAAGAAGGAUCAGACCAUUUUGUAUUGAUUGAUCACUUGCAUUAGUAGGAAAACCUUUGUCACAAUUUCAAAUAUUUGCACGCAAUCUAGUAUAUUAAUAAAAAAGAAACUAUUUGUUAAGCAAUAUAAA